Solanum lycopersicum (tomato) is the source of this 1530-nucleotide messenger RNA. Its product is annotated as probable pectinesterase 53. Gene Ontology annotation, molecular function: pectinesterase activity. The record is from RefSeq and is a predicted model, not a curated record. Lineage: Eukaryota; Viridiplantae; Streptophyta; Magnoliopsida; Solanales; Solanaceae. Gene Ontology annotation, biological process: pectin catabolic process; cell wall modification.
AUACAUCUUUUAUAUUUAUUUUUUAAUAAUCGUAGUGUCGAGAUCAGCUUUUAUUAAUUCUAUGGAAUAUCAUCCGGCAACAAGUAUUAGGUAAUUGUAUCUAUCAAGGCCAACACAAAUAGGAAGAAUCACCCGAGUAUUUUUUUUCUCCUCUUGGCUCUCAACUACUCCACGAGUACACAUACAUUCUUUUUUCACCCUUUAUAUACUAGUGACUCUCAUUAUCUUCUAUCUUCAUCGUACACUCAGGAUGAAACUGUUAGAAUUUUUUUUAAUGUUAAUGUUGUUUACUAUUAGCACAAGUAGUGCUAGAAGGGAUAAUACAUUGAAGGUGGCUAAUGAAGAAAAAGACUACUUGAAUUGGAUUCAUCGCAUGAGUUCUCGCAAUCAUUCUGUUUUCCAAGAAGCUAAGAACAAAUUAGAGCCUUGUAAAUUUAUUAAGGUGAAUAAAAACCCGAAAUUCGGAGAUUUUACUACGGUUCAGAAGGCUAUUGAUUCAAUCCCAAUAGUCAAUUCGUGUCGAGUGGUUAUUUCUGUUAGUCCUGGAACUUACAGGGAAAAGAUUGAAAUUCCAGCAACAAUGGCUUACAUUACCCUGGAAGGUGCUGCUUCACAUAAAACAACUAUCAAAUGGGAUGACACUGCAGAUAGGACAGGAAAAAGUGGCCAACCAAUGGGAACUUAUGGUUCCGCAACUUUUGCUGUUAAUUCCCCCUAUUUCAUUGCCAAAAACAUCACCUUUAAGAAUGUAGCACCACCACCACCAUCAGGGGCACUAGGAAAGCAAGCGGUGGCAUUAAGAAUAUCGGCAGACACAGCGGCGUUCAUAAAUUGCAAGUUCAUUGGAGCACAGGACACACUGUAUGAUCACAGGGGCAGGCACUAUUUCAAGAACUGUUAUAUUCAAGGUUCUGUAGAUUUUAUAUUUGGUGAUGGGCUCUCCCUUUAUGAGAAUUGUCAUUUACGUGCAAAAACAAAAAGCUAUGGGGCAUUGACAGCCCAGAAGAGGGAGAGUUUACUGGAGGAAACUGGAUUCUCUUUUCUCAAUUGCAAAGUUACUGGAUCUGGUGCUCUUUACUUGGGCAGGGCUUGGGGUACUUUCUCUAGGGUCGUAUUUGCUUACACUUAUAUGGAUAAAAUUAUCACAUCAAAGGGAUGGUAUGACUGGGGAGAUAAGAACAGGCAUAUGACGGUAUUUUUUGGGCAAUUCAAGUGUUCAGGACCAGGGGCAGACCAUGGUGAAAGGGUGAAAUGGUCCAGGGAGCUCACUGAACAAGAAGCUAAACCGUUUAUCUCACUCAGUUUCAUAGAUGGUCAUGAAUGGUUACUCCAUAUUUGAUUUCUUUGAUGGCAGUCAGCAGUCUUUACUCCUGUACAAUUACGCAAUUCAUAUUGCAAAGUUAGAAAAUUAUUUUUCCCAGGCACCGUCUUAUAGAGCGAUUUUCCCAUCCACGACCACAAAAAUAGAAAAAGAACCUACUCCUACUUUCAUCAAACCAGAAUACAGUUGCGCAACAAUAAAUUUUAUCA